This is a messenger RNA of Brugia malayi, 504 nucleotides long. RefSeq lists its product as uncharacterized. Lineage: Eukaryota; Metazoa; Nematoda; Chromadorea; Rhabditida; Onchocercidae. The transcript has 5 exons. The record is from RefSeq and is a predicted model, not a curated record. Bases 1 to 504 code for a protein of 167 amino acids.
AUGCCACAUUCAAUUCUCAAAGAUAGUUCAUCUAAACUACUCGAAACUCGUCGAAAUCGGCGGUUAGCAGACGGAAGUGGCAAUCUAUCACCAACUAAUAUAUCCACCACCUGUACCCGAGUAUCAUUCGGUCAGUCUACUAUACCGACAGGUUUAAUUGGUUCAUCAGCAUUCAACAGGCUGGCCGCCAUCGCCGACAGUGACCUAGAGAAAACAAGCAAUUUGCGCCAGAGGCGAACCUCUCUUCCGGUCAGUCCGAAUGCUUUCGCUUCAAGCAGAGCUGCUUUGCAAAGUAACCUGAUAGAAGCUCGUGGACUUAUAGCAGAAAUGCUAGCUAAUAAGGAUUUACCGCCAAUGGUUAUUUCAGGCUUGAAAGCAGUAGCCACUUUGCUAAAUCCUCAACCACCAUCGAUCAAUUUGCAUUUUGAUUUUGGUCUUCCAAUGGUUGUAGAAAAUCCAUACAGUGGUGAACAACUUCUCGUUGCUACGGUUAGUUAUUCCUGA